This is a messenger RNA of Danio rerio (zebrafish), 1154 nucleotides long. Lineage: Eukaryota; Metazoa; Chordata; Actinopteri; Cypriniformes; Danionidae. The record is from RefSeq and is a predicted model, not a curated record.
UCACCUUCAUGCUCUGUGUGUGGAAAGAGUUUUGCACAUGAAGUAAAUUUAAGAAGACAUCAGAAGAUCCACACCGGUGUGAGAGAGUAUGUGUGCUCUGAGUGUGGGAAGACUUUUUUUACAUCUACAAGCUUACAACAACACCAGAGGAUUCACACUGGUGAGAAACCGUACAAGUGUUCACACUGUGACAAGAGAUUCAGUCAGUUAAGAAACCAGAAAAUACAUGAGAUGAUUCACACUGAAGAGAAACCGUACAAGUGUUCACACUGCGACAAAAGAUUCAAUUGGUUAGGAAACCAGAAAAUACAUGAGAGGAUUCACACUGGAGAGAGACCGUACAAGUGUUCACACUGCGGCAUGAGAUUCGGUCAGUUAUCAAAUCUGAAAUCACAUGAGAGGAUUCACACUGGAGAGAAACCGUACAGGUGUUCACACUGCGACAAGAGAUUCAGACAGUAUAGAAGCCUGAAAACACACGAGAGGAUUCACACUGGAGAGAAACCGUACAAGUGUUCACACUGCAACAAGAGAUUCAGUCAGUUUAGAAGCCUGAAAUCACAUGUGAGGAUUCACACUGGAGAUACAGAUAUGCAAACUUGCAGUAUUAAUGGGUCAUUCUGGAACAAAUCUUUAAUGUGACUCUGCAAUAACGAGUCCUUUCAGAGUGAUUCUUUCAUUGCUGUAUGUGCAGAUAGGGGAAAUGAUCAAUUAUUUUUUAUUUUAUCAGGUUUGAGUCGUUCAUUAAUCAGAUGAAAUAUCUGUAGAUCCAUCCUCUAUGCACUUUGAGCUGCAAAAAAAAUGAUUCAUAUUUUCAAGUCCUCUGGUUUUGGAGUUGUUUGUCUUUACAUGUAACUUGACAGCAGAAAAUCAUUUGAAUUCAUACGAAUUAGCCACUAAAUCAAAAAGUUACGAAUUGCCGUGAGAUUGCGUUGGCGCCCUGAACUAGCGAAUCAAGCUCUUUCUUGGUAUACUAGACUUCCAGGCAGGUGUGCUGAAAAGACAGCAGAAAUGUGCCACUGAUUUACUCUAGUUGUAGUUGACAGUAUCUGAUGGCCCGUUUCCACUGAGUGGUUCGUUUCUGUAUGCUUUUAAGCAGGGCUUUACAUUAACACCCGCCAAAUGCGGGUAGAUUUCAGCUUUGGCGGGUUAGA